Molecule: messenger RNA, 1926 nt
Organism: Neoarius graeffei (lesser salmon catfish)
Lineage: Eukaryota; Metazoa; Chordata; Actinopteri; Siluriformes; Ariidae
Gene: pcsk2
Product: proprotein convertase subtilisin/kexin type 2
Exons: 12
Coding region: 1-1926 (641 amino acids)
Biological process (GO): protein processing
Cellular component (GO): Golgi membrane; trans-Golgi network
Molecular function (GO): serine-type endopeptidase activity
Source: RefSeq, a predicted model, not a curated record
AUGCUCGGAGCUGUGAAAUAUGGGACAGCAGUCGGUGUGCUGUUGUUUACUGCAUUGCUCCUUUUCACUGGAGCCACCGACGAGGGAAUUUAUACAAACCAUCUUAUAGUGCAAUUACACCAGGGAGGGAAUGAAGAUGCUCACCAACUUGCACUUGAGUAUGGCUUUGGGAGUGUCAGACAGCUUCCCUUUGGUGAGAGACUUUUUCAUUUUUACCCCCGGGACACUCCUAAAGCAAAGAGGAAACGCAGCCUUCGUCGCCGCCAGCAUCUGGAUAAGGACCGACGGGUUAAAAAAGUGAUUGUACAGGAGGGAUUCGAACGUCAGAAGAGAGGCUAUCGAGACAUCAGUGACUUUGACAUCGGUUUGAAUGAUCCACUUUUUAACAAGCAGUGGUACCUUAUAAAUACAGGGCAGGCAGACGGCACUCCCGGGCUGGACCUCAACGUGGCUGAGGCUUGGAAAAUGGGCUACACUGGAAAAGGAGUGACCAUCGCCAUCAUGGAUGAUGGUAUCGAUUAUUUACACCCAGACCUUGCAUCCAAUUAUAAUGCAGAGGCCAGCUACGACUUCAGCAGCAAUGACCCGUACCCAUACCCUCGCUACACAGAUGAUUGGUUUAACAGCCACGGGACCAGAUGUGCUGGAGAGGUGUCUGCAGUGGCUAAUAACAACAUCUGUGGUGUCGGAGUGGCCUACAAUUCCAAAGUAGCAGGCAUCCGAAUGUUGGACCAGCCGUUCAUGACGGACAUCAUUGAAGCCUCCUCCAUCAGCCACAUGCCGCAGGUUAUUGACAUCUACAGCGCUAGCUGGGGUCCCACUGAUGAUGGCAAGACGGUGGACGGGCCUCGUGAGCUAACCCUUCAGGCCAUGGCAGAUGGCGUCAACAAGGGCCGAGGGGGGAAAGGCAGUAUCUACGUGUGGGCUUCGGGGGAUGGUGGUGGCUAUGAUGACUGCAACUGUGAUGGCUAUGCCUCCAGCAUGUGGACCAUCUCCAUUAACUCCGCCAUUAACGAUGGACGCACAGCUUUGUAUGACGAGAGCUGCUCCUCCACACUUGCCUCGACAUUCAGCAAUGGUCGCAAGAGGAACCCUGAGGCAGGAGUGGCCACCACAGAUCUGUAUGGAAACUGUACGUUGCGUCAUUCAGGCACAUCAGCUGCUGCUCCCGAGGCUGCUGGUGUGUUUGCCUUGGCAUUAGAAGCCAAUCCAAACCUGACCUGGAGGGACAUGCAGCACCUUACAGUGCUCACUUCAAAAAGGAAUAAACUCCAUGAUGAGGUGCACCAGUGGAGGAGAAACGGCGUGGGCUUGGAGUUCAACCAUCUGUUCGGCUACGGCGUGCUGGAUGCCGGUGCCAUGGUCAGCCUGGCGCGUGACUGGAAGACUGUGCCUGAGCGUUUUCACUGCGUGGCUGGAUCAGUGCAGGAGGCACACAAGAUCCAAUCAGGUGCCAAGCUAGCACUCACCAUCACUACAGAUGCAUGUCAGGGCCGGGAGAACUUUGUGCGCUAUCUGGAGCAUGUCCAGGCAGUGGUGACAGUGAACGCAAGCCGGCGCGGUGAGCUCAUGCUCAACCUGACUUCGCCCAUGGGCACCAAGUCCAUCCUGCUGAGCCGGCGGCCGCGUGACGCUGACUCCACCGUGGGGUUCGACAAGUGGCCUUUCAUGAGCACGCACACGUGGGGCGAGGACCCUCGUGGCACCUGGAAGCUUGAAGUCGGCUUCAGUGGAGAAUCUCCACAGAGCGGCCAUCUACACGAGUGGACCCUCAUGCUGCAUGGCACACAGAGUGCACCCUACAUAGAGCAAGUGGUCAGGGACUACCAGUCCAAAUUAGCCAUGUCCAAAAAGGAGGAGCUGGAGGAGGAGCUGGAUGAAGCUGUUGAAAAGAGCCUUGAGAGGAUGAUGAGCAAAAGCAACUAG